CUCUUUCUCCCCCCGCCCCUCUUUUACCGCCUUUCGUUUCCUCUCUACGAGCCAGCAACGCGCGCUUUUAGGGAGCUUUCCACCACCAGGACGGUGCACACUCCGCUCUUCGAUAAGGAACUAUGAAGGCAGGACGCGAUCGCGAGUAUCGCAUUAAGGUAGUCGAUUGGCGCGACUUGCUCUAAACUCGCCCCGAGAACAGGAUCAGUGGUGACCGAUCGCUGCAAGCUGGACUAUCCGGCAAGUAGAAGUGGCUGGUCAUUGCGCGAACGCGAUCGAACGAAUCGGCGAACGCCGAUAGUGAUUUUAUUUCAACAAAAGUCUUUUUUAAACGCACGUGAAAAUACAUUUGCUGCUUAUUAAUAUUCGUUUAUCAAUCGUUCGGCGCGUCUAUUUGUUAUUAUAUAUAUCGCAUGUGUUGAAAGAGUGCAUCGAGAGAAUCGUGCGAAUUAAAAGAUUCUGACGACAAUUUUGUCGCCGCUUCUCGCUGAUCGCGGAUCCAUCGCGAAUUCUCCGGCAACGUGGAGCGCGUGGUGGAAGAAUGCACGACCGAUUCGUGAUAACGCGGAUACGAUCCGCGAUAACCGGGCUGUUGCUACUCUCGGUGACAGCGCACUGUGACGGUCUACAAUAUCAAGCUCUCGACUCUUAUGUAAACGGGGAGGAGUGCGCCUUGAUCCUGGACUCGCGUGGAAGAACCAGCGUUUACGACUACACCUAUAAUUUACUUCGUGGAUCGUUUCCCACCGGAGGAGCUCAAACCUGCAUCACGUACGACGCGGUAAAUCAUGCCUACGCCGAAGCGAGAAAGCGCAUCAACGUCGCGAGGCCAAAGUCGGAGAUGUGGCGACCGGAGGACUUGGCCACAGUCGGCGAGCUGCUUCUCGAUAUCAGCUCGAAUCUCGCGCACACGUACGGACUAAGUUUUGAGGAAAUCGAGAAGAGUUUGCCGCUAAUCGACACUUCGAAAACGUUAAUUCGCGAGAUCUGUCCCGCUUUUCUCAGCAACGUGGAAUGUCGACCGGGCAAAUAUCGAAGAUACGACGGUCUCUGCACGAACUUGGAGAAUCCAACAUGGGGAUCCACUCUGUCGCCUUUCGCGAGGUUGAUGAAUCCUCGAUUCGCAGACGGCCUCUCCGCGCCAAGGAUAUCUAUAUCAGGUCACGAUCUACCGCUGUCUCGAGUCGUGUCGCGCACCAUGCACCCGGACGAGGGUUACCACGAUCACGCCGGUACAGUUAUGAUAAUCGCGUGGGGACAAUUCAUGGACCACGAUUACACUCUGACCGCCACGCCUCUAGAUCCCUUGAACCGAAACGACCCGGAAGAGUGCUGUACCCGACCGCCGCACCUAAAGAAUCCUUACUGCAACGAGAUCCUCGUACCGGACGACGACUAUUUCUACCGAUUGUUCAACGUACGUUGCAUGGACUUCGUUCGCGCUUUUCCCGCCGUUCGACCUGGUUGCCGUCUCGGUUCCCGAGUGCCUUUCAAUCUUCUUACAGGUGUACUGGACGGUAACACCGUUUACGGCAUCACGGAAACUUUUGCUAGGAAACUCCGAACGGGCUACGGCGGAUUAUUGCGAAUGAAUCCAGUCUUUUCCGAGUACGGCCUCAAAGAUUUGUUACCGCUAAAGUUGGAUAUACCGGACGAAGGAUGCACUCGACCAAAUCGAACCAUGUACUGCUUCGAAGCUGGCGAGAUUCGCGUGAACGAACAGCUGGUGCUCACUUGCAUGCACACGCUGCUAGCGCGAGAGCAUAAUCGGAUCGCCAAAGAGUUGAUCGUCUUGAAUCCACACUGGGACGACGAGAUUCUCUUCCAAGAAACUAGACGCAUUGUCAUCGCGGAAAUUCAACAUAUCACCUACAACGAGUUUCUGCCGAUAUUACUCGGCAAAGACGUCAUGGAGAAAUUUGGACUUCUUCUCGAGAAGGAGAAUUACUGGGAUGGACACGAUCCGAGCAUAAAUCCAGGCGUAAUUGACGCCUUUGCUGCUGCCGCUUUUAGAUUCGGCCACUCGCUAUUGCCCACGGCUGUGGAACGGUGGAGCAAAGCGCACAAAUUUAUUGCUUCGAAGAGACUGUCAGACUUGAUUAGACGACCUUACGAUCUCUAUCGCGCUGGUGUGUUCGACGAGUACCUCAUGGGCUUGAUGAAUCAAGUUGCCCAAGCUAUGGAUGAUUCCAUAACGCAAGAAGUGACGAAUCACCUGUUUAAGAAAGCGGGAGCGAAAUACGGACUGGACUUGGUGUCUUUCAAUAUGCAACGCGGUCGUGAAUUCGGUAUUCCAAGUUACAUGGAAUUCAGAAAAUACUGCGGUCUUCCGGAAGCAAAUACUUUUGACGAACUGUUCGGUUCUAUGCCAAACGAGACUGUCAGGCGUUACAGCACUAUCUUCGAACAUCCAGCGGACGUCGAUUUAUGGUCGGGCGGUGUGUCCGAGAGACCGCUUCCGGGCAGCAUGCUCGGGCCAACCUUCGCAUGUUUGAUCGCCACGCAGUUCAGUCACUCGCGUCGCGGCGACAGAUUCUGGUACGAGCUGCCGAACCAGCCGUCGUCCUUCACUCUUGAACAAUUGAACGAGAUUCGCAAGGCGAAGCUUGCCAGAAUGAUCUGCGACAACACCGAUCUGAUCGACACAGUGCAAAUCUAUCCGAUGGUCCUUCCCGAUCAUGAAAUAAAUCCCCGAGUCCCUUGUCGAAGCGGUAUUCUACCCGGGAUUGACUUGUCGAAAUGGGCCGAAUACCCGACGACGAGUCACGCCGCACAAUACCGAUGGGUGGAGGAGCAAUUGCUUGACGUGCCGGGACGUCCGGUGAAACCGGCGAGCAUGGUGCGGGAGCACUACGACAGACGGCAAGCUUACCGAAUCUUCUUUGAGAAUGUUAAUGGCAUUGCUUCGUAUCUGGGAUUCACGAGAAAAUAGCCGCAGUGCACCGCGGGGGACAGAAAUUACGUCCGAACCGUAUGCCCUGCCUGUGUGUGUACGUCUCUCAUUACUGCGCUCUAGAGACACUAUCUCAAAAGUGCAUUACAAACGUGAAAAAGAAAUUACAUUCAGCAUUUUAGUAGCAACGAACUGAGUUAUCGAAAUGAUAAAUCGUUAUUUUUCUACUUUUGUUACUUUUAGUCUAUUCUCAAUGCGUAGUAAUAAUUAUGACUGUAUCACGAAGCUUCUUCAAGCUUCUUUACCAGAUGCGUAAACGCAUCAUGUUACGAAAUAUGAGCGUAUACUUACGUGUUCGCUUUAUUUUCCAAGUGGCAUACUAUCUAAUCAUUGUUUCAGCGAUAGAGUUGCAGAUAAAUAAAUGUGUGUAGAUAUUAAGAGAAACUAUGCAAUAUUGUUUAUAUAUCAGUUAUUGCUUCAGGUAUUAUUGUAAUGAGCCGGAUGUAAAUAUUCACGGUGGCUCAAAAAUUUGCACGACUCAUUACGGAUCUAUAUACGACCGAAAUGUAAUGUUUUCUAGUGUAAUAAUGUAGUUUGUGUACCGUCAUUUUUGUACAGCAAAUACA
This is a messenger RNA of Pseudomyrmex gracilis, 3519 nucleotides long. It is a transcript of the gene cysu, whose product is annotated as chorion peroxidase. Gene Ontology annotation, molecular function: peroxidase activity; heme binding. Gene Ontology annotation, biological process: response to oxidative stress. Lineage: Eukaryota; Metazoa; Arthropoda; Insecta; Hymenoptera; Formicidae. The record is from RefSeq and is a predicted model, not a curated record. Bases 542 to 2932 code for a protein of 796 amino acids. The transcript has 17 exons.